Diabrotica balteata is the source of this 3850-nucleotide messenger RNA. The record is from the annotation of a GenBank genome assembly. NCBI's taxonomy places the organism in Eukaryota, Metazoa, Arthropoda, Insecta, Coleoptera, Chrysomelidae.
GUUACAUUAGGCUGCUUUUAUGGCCGUGCCUGGAAAAUUUUGUGAAAUAAUUCGUAGUGAACGGAUAAAAACAAAGAAUAUAUAUGCAACCUGAUUGAACCAUGGAUUACUAAAGGUGAGAUUCACAUCUCAAAUUUAACUUCGCUUCAAACAUGUCUGGUGGUCCACCUCAUCACCCACAUAACCGGCAGGUACCGGGAUCAAAUCUAGGAAACACAGCAUGGAAUCAUUUGCAGGUCCCCAAUUUCUUUCCAAGACAGCCCCAGCUAGCACAUAUGUCCAAUGAGCAUUCCAUGCUCCACCAACCGACAUGGCACACUCCAACGACGGAAGCCUUAAAAAACUACCCCCACAGCCACGUCCUCAGUGAAAUGUUCAAAAAUGAAUCCCUGUUUCCCAGAGACUGUGUUGAUCUAAGCCUGGCAAGAAAUGGCAAUCAAAACGGAGAAUUAGCUCCGGUUCCAAUCAGUUUGAGUGUUAGAGACACUAACAAAAUAAACAGUUUACUUCCCAGUGCUUUGGACAUACAAGCUGUUGAGCUCACGAAGAGCACCAGUCCCGCUCUACAAUCUAGUCCCAAUAGAAAAUCCAUAAGUCCUGGAUUAAAGUCAUCAAGUCCGAGUAUAAGAUCUGUUCCAUAUCCAAAAACCUCAAGUCCUGCACAGAUAUCAACUGCCUCGAGUCUUUUCUCCGCUAGCUCCAGUUUAUUUUCUACUGCUAGGAAUCUUAAUCAAAAUUUAGUGUCUUCAGGUCCUGUUCCCAAAUCGGCUAGUCCGGGGUUGAAACCAUCUAGCCCAAUCGUUAAGCCAGCCAGUCCUGGCUUGAAACUUUUUCCUACAAACGCGCAAGGUCUAUUUCCCGCUAUCACUCCCGAGGUUGUAAAAACCUCUCAAAAACGGUCUAAUGUUAGGGUAGAUUCUAUAUUAGAAAGGCUCAAUCCUACACCAGAUAAAGUAGUUAAUGUUCAAGAAGACAAACCCAGUAAGUCCCACGAAACCGAAGUUACUUCUAUAUUUGCAGACAAGCCCGUCAGUGUCAUCGUCCAAACGACGACGACCGGAUUCGAUGAGAAUAGUAACUCUAGCAGUAUUAACAAUGUACCAGUGAUGGCUGUAUCCAAAGAUGAGGACACAGUGUCGACAAAUAGCAAUGACGAUAAUAGUGCAGAUAGCACAAAGUCUCGGCGGAAACGAAAGCCCAGUAAAACAAUUCGAGUAUCGAAGGAUGACGAGAGGAUAGAAGAAGCGGCAGAAAUUGCGGAAAUUUCCAUUAAAGAAGUAGUACGGGUGGAAGAAAAAGACCCCAUCAGCAUAAUGGGCGAGAUGUUGGAAGACAACAAGAACACCGACAAGGAGGAAUCCCCCAGUGACUUGGAAGACUUAAUAUCCUCGACCAAACGACGUAAAACUUCUUCGGAAUCAGAAACUAUCGAUGAUAUUGCAGCGAUGGUACAAGAGAGUCUAAAGGAAAAGGAGCUGAGGCAGCAAAAGGUAUUGGAUGGUACCAAAGAGGAGCUAACUCCAGAACUGCCUGCUAAACCUAUAUCCGUUAGCGUUAUAAAGACGAAGGAAAAUCUGGCUGAAGUUUUAUCAGAUACGGGUAAUAUAAACGCGAAAGAAAAUUUGGCUGCUGUCUUAUCGGAUUCAAGUCACGUCGAAGCGAAAGAUAAUCUGACUGGAUUGUUUUCGGAAAUGAGUCAAAUAAAGACUAAAGACAAUCUGACUGAUGUGUUAUCAGAUAAAAGCCACAUAUCAGUCAAAGAAAAUUUGACUGAAGUGUUAUUAGAUUCGAAUGAGAUUAAGACGAAAGACAAUCUGACUGAUGUGUUGUUGGACAGUGCUCACGAUUCUAGUACACUUGUUCCAUCCGUAAGUAUUCCUGUUCCACCUGCCGUGGAUACUCCGGCUGCCAAGAAGACCACUACGGACUUCGUAGAAGUAGAAAAUAAAUUAGAAGAAAUGUUUGCAGGUAUAGAAGACACAAGUGAGCCCGUAAAGCCCCCAUCAUUAGAUUUGGAUGACUCAAAGGCGGACGAUCCUCUUCUGAAACUAGAUGAUGGAAUAGCACCUAGUUCGGAAAGUGCAGACGAAGCUAAAUCACCUAAAAAGACAAAAACCGAAGACACCGAGCAGGAGGAAGAUAAUGAAAAAUCUUCAAUAAGUAAAGAACUAACUUCACAAACUGAAGUCGAGGAACAGAAAACUCCAGUCAAAAAAACGAAACGCAAAGCACCUCCUAUGGCGAGUCCUGUAGAACAAACGCCCACACCUAAGAAGAAGAAAGUCAUUAAAAUCUCGAAGCCGAAAAGUCAGCAGAAAGGCGGUAGUAGCACCAAGAAACCUCAGAAAGUGAAACCGACGGGGAAACUCGACGUUGCCAAAGACAUUUACGCUUACGAUUCGGGUAGUAACACUAGUUCUACUAAAUCUAAGGGACCCUUUAUACAGAUCAAGGGUCCUAGAGAUUCGCCUCUUUCUGUCAACGUUAUUAACUAUGCUACAAAUGAUGAAGAGAGCGAAAGGAAGUUGCCAAAGUCUAAGAAAUUUCACGAUGAUUCCGAAUAUAGGCACAAGGUUCGUUCCAAGGGGCUGCAUUCUAGCACAUUGAGCAACAAGUACGACGCCCAGACGAGGGACGCGACGUGGAUCUGCGCCUUCUGCAAACGGGGACCUCACGCUAGCGAGCUGACAGGUCCCACCGUUGAUAGGAAUAUCGAACCACCCGGAGACCUUUUUGGACCUUACUUCAUCACCACGCAGUGUCCAGAAUUCGAGAGGCGGCUGGACGAUCCGUACGAUAGACAAUUUAAAAGUAAAAAGAUCACAAAAGCGUUAGACGAAGCCGCAACAAUAGCUUCCAGAAGCAAGAAAUCCAAGCGGAAACAUUCCGACAGUGACGGCCUAUCGGAAAGCGAGUCCGACAUUUACCUGGGAAUCACCGCCACGGGAAACAAGACUUACGAGAUUUGGGCGCACGAGGACUGUAUUGUAUGGUCACACGGCACGUACUUGAUAGGACCGAAAAUAGUGGGACUCGAAGCAGCAGUGUGGACUUGUUGUAACGUUAUGUGUAAGUCGUGUAAUUUGAAGGGAGCCAACAUUUUGUGUUUUAGAAGAGGUUGUCUGAAUGCUGCGCAUAUCAGUUGCGCGCGAAAGAACGCUUGGCAGUUUGUGGAAAGUAAUUUUAAGGCGUACUGUCCCGAUCAUCGGGUUCCAUGACAAAUUGUGGACGGUUAGAACGGUUAACGAGCGGGAUUUGAUGAUGGAUUGUUGUAGUACAAAGUUUGGUUACAGUUCUAGGAAAACGUGCUCCGUUUUAGUAAAAUGGGCAACCUGUGUUGGUAAUUUUAAUCUUUAAUGAUUUGUUCUAGGUAGUUUUUAUAGGAACAAUCAAUGGAAGUAUAACUUUUGCAAAAAAUGGGAUAUAUUAGGACUUCUAACUCUCCCUAACACAAAAAAUUUUAACUUAAACACCAGAGUUGAAAAUUAAUAAUCCUUGCUUAAUUUAUAAUACUUUUGUCUGUACGGACUUUAUGAAGAUUUUAUUGUGAUAACAUUCGCAUUCACUUAUAUUUAAAGUGUUGUAGGAGAGGUGUUUUAACGACCGUAUUUUUACACGAAUCAUAAUCGUUAAUAACUUUGGCUGGUAUUUUCUGCUGCUAGGCUUUCUGCGUUUAAGAAUAUAUUUACCACCGAGCUAACCUCUCUUUUCUAUAUAGUUUCUAUUUUGGAUAAGAUAUCCAAAAUAUUUAUGCAUGCUUCAAGAAUUCUGAAUUAAUGUUGGAUUUCCUUAUUUUGCUGUAUUUUUCACAUAUGAAAUCAUAAGUUUUAAAAUUGGGCGGGAAUUUGUA